Molecule: messenger RNA, 5519 nt
Organism: Hemibagrus wyckioides
Lineage: Eukaryota; Metazoa; Chordata; Actinopteri; Siluriformes; Bagridae
Product: ral guanine nucleotide dissociation stimulator-like
Exons: 17
Coding region: 1692-4139 (815 amino acids)
Biological process (GO): Ras protein signal transduction; positive regulation of GTPase activity
Cellular component (GO): plasma membrane
Molecular function (GO): guanyl-nucleotide exchange factor activity
Source: RefSeq, a predicted model, not a curated record
UCCCGUCGAUCUGGGUGCGUUUUAUUUAAAUCACCGCGUUAAAGAAAAGCGCCGACUUUUCACCGGAACGCACGCGCUUUCUCUCUGUCUCUUUCUCUCUCUCUCUCUCUGUGAUUUAUCGUUCCUGUGUGUUUUUUUCUUGCUUAUGGGACGUGUGUGAGAAUGGAGCGCGAGAAAAAGAAAAGGGAGUGGAAUCGGACUGAGCUCGAGAGAUAAGAAAAAAGCAGAGAGGCCGUCCAUUUUGUCAGAGGAGCAAAAAAGAAGAAGAUGAAGAUGGAAUUACAGCACAAUCUGGAGAAAGGAGAAAGGAUGGAAACACGCGCGCGCCGUGCCUUAAAAAUGGGGUGAAUUUUUGGGAUGUCUUGCUGUUGUUGAUGAUUCGGAGAAAAAAAUGGAAAGAUGAACCGGGCAUGAUGAAGCUGCUGCAUCUUCUUCAUCCUCAUCUUCAUCCUCAUCACUUUGUGCAGACGCUCCUGACCUGCGCGCUGACCUGUUUUUUUUUUUGUUUUUUUUUAAUGAUCUCGGAUUGAAUCCGCACACAGUCGGGUUUAAACCGGGACUGUGAUUUCAGGUGUAGGUUUGAGCAUCGAUGCAGACUUGAUGAAGUGACCUAGUGUGCAUCAUCUAGUGUGCAUCAUCUAGUGUGCACGGAUCUGCAUCCUGAAGCAUCACCUGUACACUCAAGGUAGAAGCUCAAAAAAACCACAGGCCCAUUGCUGUUAUUGUUCAUCUGAGGAACAUCAAGGGACAUAUUUGGACUUGUGUGUGUUUCUGACACUGAAUGUCUGAAUCUCACCAGGGUUAUCAGGAUAUCUUUAUAUAAAUAAAUAAUUAAUUAAAGUCUGACGUGGCUGGAAAUAAAGGGAUCUAAAGUGAAGCUGUGCGCUUUAGGGAGUGUGAGGGGUCUGAGGUCCAUCAUCGAUAUCACACCUGUGUGCUGAUCUCACCUGAAACCAGACAGCGUUAAUCUUUUUAAAGGAUUUUAAAGGGAAUGAAUCAUGCUUGAUUCCUUUAAAGGGGAAAUCCAACUUUGCUGAAUUUAAAAGCCACACUGUCAGGGUUUUUUUUAAUCCAUUUUUGGAGAUUUCCCCUAAUUGAGCUCACACCUGAGCGCUGAUCUGCUGAUCUCACCUGACACUGGAUGCAGAAGAAGGAGAAGAAACUGCUGUGAGAAGUGUGUGUUUAAAGGGAAGGUCAGACCUGGCUGGAAUUAAAUGGAGACAUUCAGACAGUCGUUAAUGAGCAGCAGGACAUGAGUGUAGAUUUCUGACACUCUCAUUUACACAAGAAGCACAGAAGCGGUCAGCCGAGGCUUCAGGGUUCUUCCUCUAUAGCAGCUCUCUGGGUUUCAAACACACAACCCUCUGAAGAAUAGCACAGGAACUUAACCACUUAUCUCACACACUUUUCCAGAAUCUCGUGCAACUGGAACUCGGUGCUUCGUCCAUCGUCCGAAUUUAACUGUCCUCAGGGUUUUUGCACUCUCCCUCCCUCGGACAUUCCCGUGCUGGAAGCGUUUGUAGCAGAUGACCUCUGAUGACCCCUAGAGACACUCUGGAGUCCGUUCCAGAGAGUGUGUAUGCGUUCCCUAGUGCUGCCGAAGGAGGACGGAGCGGAUUAAAACCCCACGAGACUGCGAGAACUGACCGGGAGGAGGACGAGGAGGAGGAGGAAGGAGAUAUGAGCUCUGGAUGGUGGUGAAGAUGAUGAUGCUGGAUACACAGAAUGCGACUCAGGAGCUGGGGGAGGAGGUGGAGGACGGCGCCGUGUUCUCCAUCUCGGUGCGCAGGGUGCAGGUGCAGCCGUCGGUCAGUAAGGGGCAGCGCUGGCUGGGCGUGGACUCAGACUCGGCGCUGAGUCUGUACGAGACGAGUAAACUGCGCACCAUUAAAGCGGGGACGCUGGAGAGGCUGGUGGAGUACAUGGUCUCCUCCUUCAGGGAGAAUGACUCCACCUACGUCACUAUCUUCCUCUGCACAUAUCGCUCGUUCACCACCACCAACCAGGUGCUCGACCUCCUGCUCAACAGGUACGCUAAACUGCAGCACCUGCCGGGGUCAGAAGGUCACAGACUCACACACGAUGACCGCACCGAGCUCAGGAACACCAUCUCGUCAAUCCUGGGAGCAUGGCUGGAUCAGUACUCGGAAGAUUUCUGGAAGCCUCCGGAAUACAGCUGCCUCAGGCGCCUCAUCUCCUACCUGCAUGUCAACUUCCCCGGAUCAGACCUGGAGCGCCGAGCCUGCAACCUGCUUGCACAGUUCCACCGCAGACUGCAGCAAGAACCUGAGCCUGAGGUGCUGGAUCACAUGUCGUAUCCCUUCUCCCUCUCGGAGGAGAACGGCUAUGAGGAUGACCGACCGGACUUCCUGACCUUUGACCCCACUGUGGUGGCCGAACAGUUCACCCUCAUGGAUGCGGAGCUCUUUAAGAAGGUGGUGCCGUAUCACUGUUUGGGAAGCAUCUGGUCUCAGAGGGAUAAGAAGGGAAAAGAGCAUCUGGCUCCCACCAUCAGGGCCACCGUCGCCCAGUUCAAUUGUGUGACCAACUGCGUCAUCUCCACCUGCCUGAGUGACCGCACGCUCAAACACACACACCGCGCCAAAGUGCUCGAGCGCUGGAUCGAGGUGGCCCGGGAGUGUCGUAUCCUGAAGAACUUCUCGUCUCUCAGAGCGAUCCUCUCAGCACUGCAGUGUAAUGCUGUGCACCGGCUCAAGAGAACGUGGGAUGAUGUGUCGCGGGAGAACGUGCGUAUCUUCCACGAGCUCUCCGAGAUCUUCUCUGACGAGAACAACCACUCGCUCAGCCGAGAGCUACUCAUUAAGGAAGGAACGUCUAAAUUUGCGACGUUAGAGAUCAACCCGAAGAGAGCACAGAAGAGACAGCAGCAGCCCAGAGACCUGAGUGUGAUGCAGGGCACUAUCCCAUACCUGGGCACCUUCCUGACAGAUUUAGUGAUGAUGGACACUGCCAUGAAAGACUACGUGGACGGCGGCCUGAUCAACUUUGAAAAGAGGAGGAAGGAGUUUGAGGUGAUCGCUCAGAUCAAGCUGCUGCAGUUGGCGUGUAAUAACUACAACUUCAGAAGGAACGCUCGGUUUAGAGAGUGGUUCAGCAGUGUGGAGAAACUCACAGAGGCGGAGAGCUAUAGUUUAUCAUGUGAGAUCGAGCCGCUGUCUGAGUCGGCCUCCAACACACUGAAGGCAAAAAAGAACACAGGAAUCAUCAAACGCUGGAGCGAUCGUCAGCCAGUCAGUUCGUCUGAAGCGAGCUGCAGCAGUGCAGGAAGUUCUCACUCCAAAUCUUUCGAUCAGCUUCGCUACCCAUCAUGUUUGACCAGCGGAGGAGGAGGAGGAGUGGAGAGAGAUGACCGGAGAGGAGAGAGAGUAGGAGAGAGAGUAGGAGAGAGAGGAGACGACUCACUCAGCGUCACCUCCGCCGGCUCCAGCAGCUCAGAUGUGGAGGAGAUCAACAUCAGCUUCAUCUCCGAUUCCCCCGACCCACAUGAGAAAAAGACGUCGACGCCGUGUGUAAAACAUUCCCACUCUUCGUUAGGGAAGUGCGGCCCCAUUGGAGAUCUGACACCCACGUUCUGGGAGUCCACGUCUCUCUCCUCUCUGGACGCUGCGUCAGGUUCAGGUUCCAGCAGCGCCUCAUCCUCCUCCGUCUCGUCCACCCCCCACACCUCCACCCCGCACUCAUCCUCCCGCUCGCACAAGCGCUCCGUCUCGGGCGUGUCCAGCUACUCAUCCCUCUCCCUGCCACUCUACAACCAGCAGGUGGACGACUGCUGCAUCAUCAGAGUGAGUCUGGACGUGGAGAACGGCAACAUGUACAAGAGCAUCCUGGUGACGAGUCAGGAUAAAACCCCUGCAGUAAUCAGGAAGGCGAUGGUCAAACACAACCUGGACCGAGAGAGACCUGAGGAUUACGAACUGGUGCAGAAAAUCAGUGAGGAUAAAGAGCUGAAGAUCCCGGACAACGCUAACGUUUUUUACGCCAUGAACUCUUCGGCUAACUAUGACUUCGUCCUGAAGAAGCGCGGCUUCCCGCGAGUGAGUCGCACAAAACAUGUAGCGAGCUCCACGCUGCCGCGCAUGAAGCAGAAAGGCCUGAGGAUCGCUAAGGGCAUCUUCUGAACAAAAAACUCAAACUCCCAUCACCCCACAGGGCUUGUGGAUACGUUACUGAGGUCAAAGGUCAAGCCCUAAAGACUGGGAGAGGAGGAAAUGUCACUGCCAGCUCAGGGGAGGCUUAACUGAACCGUGUUCCACGCUUGUGUUUACAGACUCCAGAGAGCCACCUUCUAACCGUGAGGUCACUUCCUGUGCCGUCCGAGUGGGGGUCACUUCCUGUUCCACUUCUGAGCUCACUUCCUGUCGAGCGGCGUGUUGCAGACAGCCUUCACUGCCAGGUUAAGGAUGACUCGGAGCAGCGGAUACGUGACCUGGUGUUACUUUUAAUCUCGUCCUCUUGCGACGACAAAAACUAACAAACGCUGACGGUUCAGAGCGAAGUUUCUCACGUGACGGAAAACGAGUUGAAUGUCAAAUUUUUGUUUCUUUUUGCCCAAACUUCAGAGACGAUACAAACGUGUCGGGACUUUUCCAGCUCUCUAAAUGAGAAUGAAGAUUUUUUUUUGUCCUGUGUCUAUGAGAAUGUGUCUGUUUCUUUUUGUUAACAAGGGCAUUACAGCUAACACUCCUCGCACACCGAUAUCCUCUGUCUUCUCCGGACCGUAAGGCGUAUUUUACCCUUUACCCUAAAUCUCCACCUUGUUUUUUAACGGAGCGUUUGUUAAACUCAGUUUAUUAACUCAGUUAUUAACACUAGGAUUUUUUUCUGGUUCAGUAAUUAGCACCAUUAUUUUACAUAACUGUUAGUCUGGCGAGGGAGCUGAGUAAGCAAACGUUAAAUUUCCUCGCUAGCCGAGGACGCUACUGCGAGUUCAUCUGAUUGUGUCACUGCUACCGCUAGCUGUUCCACACACAACACAGGAAGUUUGACUGAUUCGUUACUGACUUCUGAAUCUGAAAGUAAGGUGGAUAAACUCCAGCAACACUAUGGAGAUAAAAACUACACACACAUUAACCAGACUCCACCGCUAGGGGGAGCUAAAUCACUGAGACGUCGAUGAACUGGUUUUGUUUUGGUUUUCACUCGAGAGCGACUUACAGUCCGGAAAAAAUACGGUGUGGUCCUCGUGUCUCUCUCGUUUCUGAGUAUUAUCGCCUUGCGUGUUUUGUUCCUUUACUCUAAUUGGUGCUAACUUACCGCUGAGGUCAUCCUGCAGGUGAUCAGACCGCCGUUUUCGAGCCUCACGACGCCGAAGGAGCCGGAUGGACGACGCCGAGCCUGCGGGGGUCAGAGACGUGUCUGGGGUGGAAGAAAUAAAAUGUUAAAAAAAGAAAAGUAGCUUAGAUGUUUUCCAGGCUGAAAGACACUAGCUAGCUUAUCUAAAAAUGUGUAAAACUUUUAUUUCUGAGAGAUUUUUGUCUGUUUUUGUAAAAAAAAAAUAA